CACCCAAUGUUGCAUCCACUUUGUUGUUAUCAAGUUCAUCGGCAUACAUUUGAACUCAAAAUGGGCAGAAAUCAGCAUAAACAAUUGGGACUGAAGGAAACACCAAACCCAGACCAUAUAUUGUUCUUCUUUAAGACUAAGCCAUCAGAAGCCAACUCCACCAGGUUAUUCAGCCUUUUCAAAUUCCCUUCUACAGUAAUUGAACCUUCUAAGCCUGCAGGAGAAAGCUGUAGGGCGAUCAGAAAAUGUCUGUCAAAACACCCAUCUACCUCAAAACUGGGUCUCCAAAAAAGAGCAAGAAGGUGAAACUGCGGGACGUCCUGUCAGCAGACAUGAUCAGCCCCCCACUUGGAGAUUUUUGCCACAGAUUGCAUAUUGGCAAGAGUGGAGAGAGUGACACAUUCGGUGACAUGUCUUUCCUCCAGGGCCAACGUGACCUGCUGCCAACCUUGAGUACAUCAAAAGAGUCAGACAGCAGGGCACCCCCAAAACCGCCUCGACUACACUUAGAAGUGUCUGAUGAUUCAGCUGCUGCAAGUGCCAAUCCCAUGCCAGUCACCAACAAAACUACGUAUAAUAAACCACCAACUGCUCAUUCAACCACCUUGCAGCACAUCCCAUCAGGGGCUUUACAGGACGUAUUACCUUGCGACAGUCAGACAGUUGAUGAAAACCAGCAACAAAAUGAAGACUUUGAAGGCCGACAAUGCCCAGCUGAGACAACGGUGUACGAGUCUCUGUUAGGUCCAUCAGAAUCCUUGUUUUCAUUUAAGGUGGAUUUGGGACCUUCGAUACUGGAAGAUGUCCUUAAAGUUAUGGAUAAUCACAAAUCCUAAGAUUUCACACGAAUUAUAACUGCUAGACAAUGGUGGUAUAUUACAAAGCCUUUAUAUAUUGAACACGAAUGCCAAUUUGCCUUAGGCAGGCCAACGGCAUCCUAACCACCUGGUCACCAAAAGCACGAAAAGUGGUUUAUUAAUGAGUAUUUAGGCCGGAAAAUUGUAACUAGACCUAGGGCAGUAACACAAAUAAAUGAAAUAUGUUUCGAAAGCCCCAGGCAGACUGACUCCUAUCAAAAUCUUGCCCAGCUUAAUUAAGUCUCACACACACACAAAGACACCCAGCCUUCUUUACAGAAUAACACAAUAUUCCCCAAAAUAUUUCAAAAACCUUCCAUUUUCACAUGGCCAGUAAGGAGUUGGCACCUUCAGGAGAAGGGGGCAAAAAUCUGCAGCGUCAGGCACAUUGUAACGCCAAUUCUCAAUUGGUCUCCAAAGAAAUGGGCGAAGGAAGAUCUUCUAUCUCACAGGAAUAAGAGUGAUAUUCAGCUUGAGGCUCACAAUGCUUUUAGAACUAGCAGAAGCAUUUUUAGUGCAUUUUGAUCCAUCUCUGCUGCUUGUCUAUUUCAAGUACCCAUCUGUAUGUUGGCAGCUAAUUAUUCCCAAAUUUCUGGGAACUACCAAGAGGAAAUGCAGAACAAUAGACAGGGAAACUUCAUCCUCCAAUGUUCUCCUCCUUACACUUGAAUCCUUUUGCUGAUGGCAUGGCCAUAGAAAAUGGAAACAGGAGUGGGUCAUUCAGCCCUGUGAACCUUUUCUGCUAUUGAAUGAGAUCAUGACUGAUCGGUAACUUCAUUUACCAAACUUAAUUCUCUAACCCUUAAUAUCAUGCGUAACAAAAGUCUGUUAAUUGUAGUUUUGAAAUUUCAAAUGGACCUACAGCUCCAAGCUUUCUUUCUGAGGUGGGAGGGGAGGAGGAGGGUGGGGGUUCCAGACUUUCACUACCCCCUGCAUGAAGAAAUGCUUCCUGACAUCACCUUUCUCUGACAUAGCUCUAAUUUUACGGUUAUGGUCCCUUUUUCUGCACUCUCCCAGCAGAUAGGGUGGGCAGAGAGAAACUAUCAACUCAUCUUUAACACCUCAAUUAAAUCACCAUUUAGCCUACUAUAUUCUCAAGUCCAGCCCAUGCAGCCUGUCCCCAUAACUUAACCCUUUGUGCCCCUUUUAAAGUGGGCAGUGCAUGUUUGUGGAGGAAAGUCACAUUUUUCUAUUUGCUGGAACUGUGCACUUGAAAAGCAACACAUUAUGUCAAUAGAUCAACAAUACUAUUCCACCCUGUGAAAAAGAACUGAUUUGCUUCCAACAUAACACUUCACAAACACAAACUUCCUUAUUUUACAUGAUGAUGCAAAUUACACAGGAAUAAGACGAGUUCGUUCAUUCCUCAAGUCUUUUCUACCAUUCAGUUAGAUCAUGGCUAAUCUGUACCUCAUCUCCAUUAACUCCCUGUAAGGCUGAUCAGUAGCGUUUCUCCAUCUGCCUACCAUUAGGCCAUAUUCCUUGACAAUCUUACAUUGAUCUAAGUUUUGAAAAUUUCAAUUAUCCCAGAUCUACAACCUUUUGUGGGAGAGUGUUCAAGAUUUCUACUAACCUUAAUAUGAACAGUUGUUUCCUGAUCUCAUUCCUGAAUGGAGUUGCUCUAAUUUUAAGGCUGUACCCCUUUGUUCUGGGUUAGGAAUUUAUGAAUUACUGAAUUAAAAAGACCGAGAUCCAUUUAGUUUGCUUUUUAUCAUCCUGAUAGUCAAAUGACAAUGGAGUUGUUGACCUGACUAAUCAAUUGGUUUGCAAUGUAAGACCCAGACAUGAGGUUAGGAAAACUUGCUGGUGGUGGAAAGUUUUUGAUACUAUAGGUCAAUAAACCUGUUGUUCAGCUGUCAUGCCUCAAAUUACUUGUAUCCCAAAAUUUAUUUUCUGAAAAUCCAGCUAUUCUAACUGCUUGCACCAUCUCCCUUAGAAACUCAUUACAAAGAUUGACCGUUACUCAUUAAAUUCAAAUUAUAAA
Carcharodon carcharias (great white shark) is the source of this 2841-nucleotide messenger RNA. RefSeq names its product cdc42 effector protein 2-like. The record is from RefSeq and is a predicted model, not a curated record. Bases 246 to 836 code for a protein of 196 amino acids. NCBI's taxonomy places the organism in Eukaryota, Metazoa, Chordata, Chondrichthyes, Lamniformes, Lamnidae. The transcript has 2 exons.